UCGGUGCCUGAGCUGCCGUGCACAGCAAGCACAGAAAGAACGAAAGCGGGAGAGCCGAGCAGGAGAGCAGAGGGUCGAACAGAGCCAAGGCAGGAUAAAUAAUGGCGUGCUGCUUGAUCUGCGUGAAGGAUGACCCCGUGCCGGGCUCGAAGCUGGACGCCUUCUACGGAAACCCCAACCAGUUCCAGAUCGGAAUGAUGGAGGCACCGUGCAAGAACUGCCCCUGGUUUUGUUUCGGGUGCCUGUGCACGUGCUGCGCGCAGUUCAUCGUCAGGAAGAGGGCCCUCGACGGAAACCUCGAGAACUACUUAUGCUGUCAGGGCUACUAUCCAAUGUGCUGCAUGAGCGCGGGCGACUGCGGAGAAAGAAGCUGCCCGUGUUUCUGUCUUUGUUUGGAGUCGUUCUGUUGCAAUAGCUGUGCUGUCAGCUCCAGCAGGAUGUACCUAAUGGACAAGUUCUCAGUAAUGCCGGACCCGUGGGAUAACAGAAUCAUCCGCUUCAACAAUUUCCUGCAGCUUCUGUCAUGCAUCUGCAACAUCGCCGCCAUCUGCAUCGAGGAGAUCCGCGAGCUGGCUAGGAUCAUCGACCUCAUCGCCGACAUCGUAUACAUGACAACCGUCGGCUGCAUGACGGGCCAAAUGAUAUACGAGAUGGAGUACCAAGCUUCGGUUGCCCCCAAGGCCGAGGCUAUCACUGGCCGGUAAACUUGGUAUGGUAACUAGCCUUCGUGCAAUCAACAGGACUGUUGCUGCCAUACAUGGCGGCGUCUUGAGGGCGAUUGACUCCCAGGCCGACCGCUGUUUGUGUGGCACGCUCGCUGGAGGCACUUGUUGAGCCUCGCUGGUUGUGGGACGGGGAGAGCGGAGCCUCGUGUGGCGCCGCUGACGUUGCAACGAGCGUCCGGCAAGCCCGCUUGUUUGGUCGACAGCAGGAACACAACAGUCUCCCUGCUGCUGCUGCUGCUGCUGCUGCUGCUGCCAGCUUUUUUUUUUUGCCGUAAGAACGCAUGAGGCGGAAUCGUUAUUGUUCCGUCGACUUUGGGAGGUAGCUAAGGAUCCCGCCUGUCCUGCCUUGAUUGUUGCAGGGGGCGGUGCUGAGAAUGCAAGCGACGAAAGCUGGGCGGGGGGGGGAAUAGCGCAGUUUUCCUGUGUAGCCAAGAAGGCAGGCGGUGCCUUCAGUACGUGGGAGCGUGGUAGGUUUCCCAGAAGAUCAAAUGCGCCCAGUGGUUCAUUUCCACACACCCCGGAAUUUUGGCGGCAGCUCGGUCCGGGUUCGCUGCCGGGAGGGGGCUAUUUUGGUGAAGGCACGCCGCCAAAGCUGCAUGUCGAACCCUUGCAAUGAAAGGGGGGAUUACUGUAGUAUUCCAAUUGCGAGCAGUCGGUCCAGAUAUCGGUCACGACAAUCGAAUGUGUGUAUGGAGGAAGUAUGGGGGUAAAACUGGGGCAACGACGGUGAGGCAUGGGUGCAUUCCGGCGCCGAGUCAGAGAGGCCCAUCGUGUAUCUUCCGACGUUCGCUCGGACGAAUGUCAGACAAGGUUCCUUGCUCAACACUAUGUUCAUUUUUUUUUUUGUUCUCUUGCUGUUGUUCAAGGGGGGGGUAAGCACUUCUCGGAGAUGAGCGAGUGAUCGUGUGGUUAGGUCACCGGUGUACUGCAUGCUGGUGCGCCAUGUACUCGUCUUAAACGUCUUCAAGGGUUUCCGUAUGUUUUAAGGGGUUUGUCGGCGUUGAAAGGGGCCUCGCGAUUCUCCCGCGUUGGCGGGAGUAGGCACCCGAAAGAACGAUCGGAAGAAUCUGGAUGCACUAAACAUUUCCCUCCUUGGGAUACUUUUUUUUUCGUUUCUCAUGUGCACCGCGUAACCGGUGCAUCCGCUGGGAGUUUGUGUCACGUGAGCUGGGGAGGUUCCCACGCCACUGCCGCAAUCGUAGUCUUCUUAGAGACGGCGUGUAAAGCUAGGGGGCAGGUUGUUUUGUCGCCUUUCGUGCACGCACCACUACCAUCGUAGUGUAUGUUGCGUCCUUGAAGUAGUCACCGUAUAUGUUGAUGUAGAAAAAAAAAACGUUUUUUUGUUUCCGUAGGGUUGAUUGAUUGACUUCUGUUUUUUUUUGUUUGCCGAGGUUGUCUUUGAACAUCGCGUACUGAUAACGUCGGAGGGGGGGUCGACGGGUAAAUAAAUCAGGCUUGUUGGUGGACUGGUCUUGUUCCUUUCCUCAGCUAAAAUUAAGGGAGCGCGCGCGGACAACUCCCGGGGUUGUCUCUUGUUCAACAUGGACCGGUACCCCUUAGUACGCCUUAAUGGAUUUGAGUUUCCGAACUCGAGGUUUUCGUUGUUGAAUUUUUUCCUGUACUUGCCUGUUUCUUGGAACAGAAUGGGAAAAAGCUACACGUAGCAAUAAUAUAAAUACGCCAAUGAAGUGCCGCUGGUUGCGGUUCGACCGCGGCCGUCGACCGCCUGUCGUCCAUCGGGACGUGUGUCCCUCCCAUUUCUCUGUGGUCGCGACAGAAGAAGUGGGGUACAGUAUAUUCUCACCAGGCGAUGGCCGUGCUGGAGACCUUCGGGUUGGGCGUGGGUGGGAGGCUUUGCAGUCUUGCCCCCCCACUUGAAAGAGCGCGGUCGUGGAAUAAAGCGUUCCGCCCGGGCGGACACGGCGAUGGCGCAGCUGGUGUUUUUGGUUAGACAUGGCUUUUUAAGUCAAACCCCCAGUUAUAGCUUUUGGGCAAAUCCCCCACUUAUGAUUGGCUGGCCGGGGGCGCGGGGGG
Messenger RNA from Ectocarpus sp. CCAP 1310/34, 2759 nucleotides. The record is from the annotation of a GenBank genome assembly. NCBI's taxonomy places the organism in Eukaryota, Phaeophyceae, Ectocarpales, Ectocarpaceae.